Melampsora larici-populina 98AG31 is the source of this 1641-nucleotide messenger RNA. RefSeq lists its product as uncharacterized. Lineage: Eukaryota; Fungi; Basidiomycota; Pucciniomycetes; Pucciniales; Melampsoraceae. The transcript is spliced from 5 exons. The record is from RefSeq and is a predicted model, not a curated record. The coding region runs from base 1 to 1641 and encodes 546 amino acids.
AUGGGUGAAAGGCCAAGACGGUCUCAAAGGCAAGCACAAGCAGAUGAGACAUACCCGUCAACCGUACUUGGGGUGUGGAUCAGUCAAAGCUGCGCUGUGUUAUCCUUUGUGCUAGGAGAUCAGACGUCGAUGAGUGCCGCACCGACUUCAACUCAGAUGAGUACUUCCACACCUGGCGCUUCUGGGAAAAAGCGACGCUUGGACGCUCAAGCUGACGAAGAAGAUGAUCGCAAUGGCCAAAAAGAAACGGAGUCAAGUGCCGAAGACUCUUCAGAUGAAGGCGAGCUCACACACGAAGACCUUAUGGAACGUAAAAGGAAGAGGCGUGCAAAUCGAAAAAAAUUGACUGAAGUUAGGCACCGCGAUAAAGAUAUUGGCAAGGUGGCUGAUUCACAUCCAAUUCCCAAACCUGCGACUCCUAUAGCCAGGGCUAUCUACGAGUUCACCAGGAUGGUGAUGGGAAUUCCUCGUCGUGGAUUGAUGUCCGUGUUGGACCCCGAUGCCUGCCAAAAAUUCCCGAGCUCACCAACCGAGGAGGAACAACAAGCUUGGCUCAGUCGUAAACAGCGAAGAGAAAACUUUAUCCGAGACGCUCAGGAUAAAGCAAUGGACAAGUACCUUCGCAAGAAACCUGAAGGGUUCAAGCCGAAUCGAAAACAAAGACAGAUGGUCGAGCACGACAGCGCCGAAGAGGCAAAUUUAAAGAAGCCUAUGAGGCCAGUCACUUUCACGUCGCGGAUUGCUUGUGGGGGUCGCACUCGGUAUGCACAUCAUUUUGGUACACAGUGCGAGGCCGCCUUAGCAAUGGCUGGUUUUCCACGAUGUACCUUUGAUUGGGACGGUUCUUGGGACUCGCCGUGGAACUCGGGAACUUCUUCGAUAAUACUGGCCAGUUGGUCGAAGGCGUACGAUGCAAAUGGAGCAAAGGAGUUUGGUAUUAUCAGUUCAGACAACACCGCAGCAAAUCGAGAAGAAGUCCUCCGACGCUGGUUCAGUAAUAAGGGCUCAAAAGUCCGAGAAGAAGUGAAACAUGUUGAUUUAAUGAAAACACCGAUGGGAAGAGAACAAAUGAAAGAGCACGUGGCCAAGGUACAAAAAAGGACCAUCAAAAAACGUAAUAAGGAAAAGAUCUAUGAAGCUCGUCUGCAGGUGGUAGAGAGGCUCUUUGGAAAGGAUUCAAGCGAGUAUGCGAUGAUAUCGCAUCCCGAAGUACACUCAGAUGAAGAAUUCGUAUCGGCCAACACUUUUGCAACUCGCCAACGCUUACGCCUUGAAUGGAGGAGGAGCGAGCUAGACACUUUCAUAGGCCACAUCGACCAAGCUUAUUGGAAGAGAGAGACUCUUCCAAAGGUCCGAAGAGCAUGCAAACAAACGGUCGACCGGGGUGCAUAUGCGCCUGAUGCUGAACCUGAUUGUUUCCCUCCUAAAGGCUUUCAGGCAUCAUUGUGUGAUCCGACGUGGUUGAAUUCUCAAGAAGGCUUGGUGCUGUCCGAAUUGAACUUAGAUGGGAACAACUCAUGUGAUAUACGAGAGGCAAUUAGUGAUGUGAUGAGGACUUUCAGGUCACGUGCUAGUCUCAAUGAUGAUAGUGGUGUUAACUCUACUGGUGGGGCCUCUGCUGGAGUUUCAAUGCAGCAUUGA